Molecule: messenger RNA, 493 nt
Organism: Prunus persica (peach)
Lineage: Eukaryota; Viridiplantae; Streptophyta; Magnoliopsida; Rosales; Rosaceae
Exons: 1
Coding region: 142-303 (53 amino acids)
Source: RefSeq, a predicted model, not a curated record
CGAGACAAAAAGAGUUGACCUUGAAUUGGCUUAAGCUCCAAACACAGACAGAUAGUUGCCCUGUCUGGUGCUCUCAUCUCAUCAUCCACCAAAAUCCUCAAAUAUCAUCAGCAUUGAAGUUUUCCUCUUUCACAAAGAAAAAUGAAUCGGAACUUGAGUGCGUUUGUGAUUGGAUUGGUGGGUGCAGCAAUGACCUUGUUUGCUUAUUCUCAAACUCUGGUGUCUCCAAAUCAGUCCAUCGCAAUCGGCCUCCUUGUUCUCAUGUUUGGUUUGCUGAUCAAGGAAGGUUUUAUAUCUCUGUAGCUCUCCCCUCCUCUGUUUCCUCCUUUGCUUCCCCUUUUUCGGGUUUCUAGUUGAAUUAUGUGAUUUUGCUUGCACUUUUUCUUAUGUACAACUCCUGAUGGAAAUGUAUUUGGUUGCUUGUUAUGGGCGGUGUUAAGUUGUUAUUGUUUCAAUUCGGUAGGUAAUUUUACUUGUUAUUUUGUUGCCUGUA